This is a messenger RNA of Microplitis demolitor, 2028 nucleotides long. RefSeq names its product PDZ and LIM domain protein 3 (gene Zasp66). Gene Ontology annotation, molecular function: actin binding; muscle alpha-actinin binding. Gene Ontology annotation, biological process: actin cytoskeleton organization; muscle structure development. The record is from RefSeq and is a predicted model, not a curated record. NCBI's taxonomy places the organism in Eukaryota, Metazoa, Arthropoda, Insecta, Hymenoptera, Braconidae. The transcript has 9 exons. Gene Ontology annotation, cellular component: stress fiber; Z disc; adherens junction. Bases 305 to 1372 code for a protein of 355 amino acids.
GUACUAUUCGUUACCGCAGUUCUGUCCCACGAUUGACAGUAGACCGAACGCUGUGAAUCCCCUGGCUUUGUAAACAUUUAAAUCGCUCUAAUAAUCACUAAAAACAAUUAUUACAAAAAAUAAAAAUAACAUACAAGUAGUAUCAUUUUAUUUCUUCCCUUUGUGUUGUACAUUAGUGUUUUUUUUCUGUUUUGUUUUAAUUUCGAAUCCCUGUGUGAUUAAUUUGUCAUACUAAAGAAGUAUAUAAGCCAAAGAAAAAUAAAAUAAACAGCAAGCGAAGACAAUUAUUCAUUGAGUGUAGAGCAUGACGAAGAAACAUACGUUGGUAUUGAAAUUACGAAGACAUCCAAGUCGCCCUUGGGGUAUUAGAAUUGCUGGGGGUGCAGAUUUAGGCACACCGAUCAUCGUCACCCAUUCUGAGAAUAAUGAUCUCCGGAAGGGUGACGUGAUAAAGAAAAUAGAUGAUUACGAUGCUCGUGAUGUCAGGCACGUGGACGCCCAGAAUUUACUUCAAAACUCAGAGUCUGUAAGACUAGUCGUGGAAAGGUCUGAGCCGUUGUCAAAUCUCGCAUGCAAUCGAUACACUUCACAGUCAUCGAUUGUCGAGUCAAUCCACUCUUCUAACGAGGCAGCGUUCGUUAAUCUGCCUCAAGAAUCACAACCAAAAAUUUUGCCGAAAAGUCCAGUUCCUCCGCUAUUAUCACCUCCUCGUGAAUACAAAACUUAUUCACCUGACCAUUUUGACCCACCACGAGAACAUAUUGAAGAAGUUCGUGAAGAAAGAUAUUAUUUAUCUCAGCCAUACCGUACGACUCCUUUAGUCUUGCCAGGUGCCAAGAUAAAGAAGGAUGCUCCAUUAGGUGAAUGUUAUCUUCGUCAUCAUCCAAAUCCAAUGAUAAGAGCUGCUCCUCAUCAUUACGAGGUUGCUCAUCCUGAGGUGGCGAUGAAACAAAAAGUGGCGGAAUCAGUUUUGCAGCGUGUCUUAGGACCGAAUGAAGUUCCAAAGGUUGUCCAUAAGCAAUUCAAUUCACCGAUUGGACUGUACUCUGAACAAAAUAUCGCAGACACUAUUAAGUGUCAGACUACGGCCAUUCCUGCAAUGAAGCCGGUCAAGUAUGAUCCAAGCAAAAGCGAGGCAUAUAAAGCUCUUCAAGAAGAAGAAAUGGGAUAUGAUGUACAAGAAGUCAGUCAGCCGCCACGUGCUGGCGUUUUUGCACCUCAGAGAGCUCAUCAUCACAGACAAACACAUGCUCCACCAAAAAGUCCUGCUUUGUCACAUGCAAGUGGUUACGACGAUGAUGGCGAAAAAAUUCAUCAAAGCAACAGUUUUAAGAGAAUUAUGUACAGUGUGCUUGGAACAACGGAUUAUUAAAUUAUUAUUCAACCAUUGAUACAAAACCUGUCAUCUUAAAAUAUAUAUUACACGUUAUUUAACUUAAUAAUAUUUCGUUUAACGCAUAAAAAUAAUUACGUUAAUUUUAACAAAUAAUAAGAAUUUUAAAAAAGCAUUAAUUCGAUUAUAUUAUAGAAUCAAUACUAAAUGCAUUACAUGUUUAUCAAAUAAAAAAUAUUUUUGAUGAAAAAUCUAGAUAUUUUUUUCUCUCAAUAAUUUUAUUUAAUUAAGUUUGGGUAAUAUUCAGGUAGAGAGAGUUGUCCACAGUCAGGUAAGAUGAUAUUUUUGCAAAAAUAAAUUUUCAUUUACCACACUUGUAUGAUGUUGGUUUAUUUAACUGAAUUUAUUUAAACAAAAACUAAUCUUUUAUAUAUAUUAUUUUAUAUCUCUUAUACUUAUAUUUUAACUAUUUAUAUAAACUUGUAAUAAAAUUUGAUCCUAAGUUUAAGAGUAUGUUUAAAAGAAAAACACAUAAAAUAAAUACUAAGAAUGACGAAUGCAUGGGUGAUAUUGUUUAUUCUUUAGGUAUAUGUAAGUCAACCUAUAUGCGGCCAAAUAAAUGGUGUUAGUCACUAAGAUGUUGGUUGAAGUUAGUUAGUCUGAAAGCAUACGUCUUAUGAGUAACAUAUUCUUUC